UCGUGGGCAUAAAACGAGUACGUAACUCAUUCAAUUACCUCAUUUAGAAUUAGGAAACAUCCGCUUUGCACUGGUGCGUAUUGUGAGGGGCGGGAUAGCAGAGCAGAGAGAGAUAGAUCACGAUAGCAUUGAAGUUUCUACAAUGCGCUGCGGAUAAAAAACGUGAAAGAUGAAGACUCAACUCAUAUUCAUACUAUUUUUCCAAAUUGGUUUCAUCUAUCCAGGUCUUCAAAGCAAUCUGGCACCGUUUCUUGACACAACAAAUGUUAACUAUGCAAUCAUAGAACAGCAGAUAACAUCAGGCUCAGUACUGAAAAGUGUUCUUGCUAAUGACCCCGAGAAUGGCACUAUGACAUUUUCGAUAUUUGGCGUUACUUACUAUGGAAAUGACACAACUUCACCUACUGCAGCCUUUGAUUUGUCUUGGGCUCUUACGAAAAGACCAUUAACUAGUGUUACUCAGUGUAGUUUAGCGGAAUCGUAUCCUUUUCCAAGAAAUCUUUUUUGUAUGGAGCCAGGCAGCAAUGCAAUAAAGACGACAACCAAAUACAACACUUUCCAGAAGAAGGACUUUUCCUUAUUUGCAGUUACGGUGUUUGUAGCUGAUAAUGGUGUGCCUGUUCGGAAUCUGACAACUGAUUUCUAUUUCCGUGUGAAGGAGAUUUGUAAUGACAGUACUAGAGAAUACACGAAUCUGAUGCAGAACUGCCCAGAUGCAAGAGAGAAUAUUAUACGGGAAAGCAUCCCCUCUGAAGUUGGCUUCAUGUUCAUUGUUCCAAAUGAUACGAAGAUUUCCAGAAUAACAAUCGAUUUUAAGAGGAUGUUUCUUUACAAAGGAAUAGCAGAGAGCAUAAACUAUUCGUUUCGUUAUAAUGAUGGUGUUUCCAAUCAGAACAGCGUUGUAGAGAGAAGACUUUUGGUCAAUACAACGAUCGAGCCAUUGGUUAAUAUCUUCCUCUGGAAACCAAUAAACAUAAGUGCAAACAAGGCCAAUGUGACUGUUCAUCUUUCAAUUUCGACCGGGAAGAGUGGCCAGUUGAGUGGAGGUGAAAAAGCAGUGACACUAACUCUUCUUGACAACAGCAAAAAUUAUUGUCAAAAUGAAGAAUGUGUACGUUUAUAUUCGGCUGUAUCUGCUACAUCGGCUAAGGCUGGUGGCAAACCCGAAUGUGCCAGACAAGAUCCUUCAGUUGUUAUAACAAAAUAUGAUUUGUGCAAAGUUGUUAACAAAGCUCCUGUGUGGUUGAAUUCCAACAACGAUUUUACUGCUAUUCCUAGAAGCUUGCGUCCGGGCACUGCAAUUUUCUCUGUAAAUGCUACGGACACAGUUCCCCAGAAGCUGUUCUACUCUAUCAUUGGAGUAACGUAUUACGCCAAUGAAUCCGGUGUGCCAAUCAAGGCGCGUAAUCCUAGUUGGGCAGUUAAAUCUGACAAUUGGACUAACAACAGUACAAAGUGCAAACUGGCUGAGUCACUUCCAUCCCCGAGAAAUCUUUUUUGCAUAGAACAUAAAGAAAACACAAUAAAGACAACAGGAGUUUACAACUCGUUGAACCCUCAUUUUAAUUCACUCAUCGUCAUUGAAAUUGCAAUUUUUGACGAUGGUUCGCCUCAGCUAAGCACAAAGGGACUGAUCUACCUACGCACUUUACCUUAUUGUCCACAAAUAAACCAAGCAAUGUCAAAGUGUAAAGUAGGACUGGAGCAACUAACCUAUCGAUCUUUUUUGCAAACAGAUACUUUUCUUGUGCAAAAUUCAAAGUACGUCAGCUUACACAAGUUAAAUUUGGAUUUUGGCAGUCUCGUUCGCUUGCAAGUGAACGGCCCUGCUACUCUUGUCACAAAAAUCACCAAAUUUAACUCUACCAAGCUGCUGCUAGAGAAAAGACAGCAUCUGCUGCAGAACACGAUAAAAGAACGCCGUCUGCUUAUUGAUCUUGGUACCAAUGUCAUUGCCAAUGGUUCAUUUUAUGUCUCAUUUGAAGUGCUGCCUUUAGGGUCUACGACUGGUGCAAUAAAAUUAAAAUCCAAUUCCGAAGUGUCGCCUUUUACGAUCUAUGGACUUAGCAUUAAACCCAGUUGCUUUGAUGUUGAGUGCCGCGAUUUUUACAGUUCUGUAAGAGCUACUCUUCGUAACCAGAAUCAGAUCGAGUGCCUUCAAAGCGAUAUUACAUAUUUACUUGAUGCGAGAUAUGAGUCAUGUGGCAUUGUUCCAAGUGGCAAUGUGACAAUCCGUACUGCUCAGCCACCGGGGAAUUCACCAAACGGAACAGUUAUUGCUACAAUGAGGGCCUUAGGAAACAACGGUGUAUUCUACUCUAUAACAAAGGUUAGCAUAUGGCCUGAUGAUACGGGAGCUGAUUACAGAAGUGCGAAUUCAUCGUCCUGGGUGAUUAAAACGAAAUCAGAUGCUGAAAAACCUUGCUUCAAAUCUGAGAGUUAUCCAUUCCCAAGAAACCUCUUCUGCGUUAACGCGACAGGUUUUGUGCUAACAACGUCUAAAUUUGCUUAUAGAUUGAAAGCUAUUCCCCAAUUCAAGGUAAGUAUUCUCGCCAGUGACAGCGAAGACCCAAAGAAGAAUACUACAAUGACAUUGCUUUUGUUGGUAAAUUAUGACAAAGCUGCAUGCGCUGCUUGGUCUGCAGAUCUAAUGACAUUUUAUGGGAACUGUGAUGGAUCUUUGAAUGCUCCUAUUAUCCCAAGAAAUACUUCCCUGCUUGAGUAUAGGUUCACUGUUUCAUCGACAUCUCUUUUGGCUCAAAUCGGUCUAGCAUCAACUCUAUUAGACAAUGCCGAAGUUGGAAAAAAGAUAACAUUUAGAAUUGCGAGAACUGGUCACAAGAUUGCUAGUUUAACAAAAACUAUGAUAUACCUACCGACAUUCCCUAAAGAGAACUUUCACUUAAAUUUCAGUUUUUAUAACAGGCCUAUGCUACUUACUAAAGGAGAUGCAGUUACUGUUUUUCUUCAGCCACAGUUUUUACUAGCAGGGAGUUCUAAUUUCGGAAAUAUGGUCAUCAACUCUAUACCAGUAAAAGAUUAUUGCCUUACUCGGUGUCUUGCAAAUUAUACGAGACUCUUGAAUAUCUUUGCUGGUUGGCGGCCUAGGUUCCCUUGCAGAUCGUCCGAUGACAAAUUCUUCAGUGCAAAGUAUGGCUUUUGUUCUGCAAACGUCCCGCCAUCGUUGACCGUAUCAGGUUUGCAAGUAAAGAUAUCUACGCCACUUCCUGCUGGAAGUGUUAUCGGGAAGUUACUUGGAACGGACAGGGAAGGCAAAGCCAUGACUUACGGUGUUGCAUGGGUGCAUUCAGCUGUGCUCAAAAGCAAUGGUACAGUUCAACCUCAGCAGUACACUGGACAGUCAUGUACUGAAAUGGAGAAAUUUCAGGCUCCUCUUAAUUAUAUCUGUAUUGUUCAAAGUACUGGGGAGAUAAAAACUACUUCAAAAUUUGUCCAUACAUAUGGAGAGGUUUUGACUGUAAAGGCCUAUGUAGUUGACAGUGGAAUUCCUAGGAGACUCGGCAGCACAUUUUUCAAUAUAACUGUGCACGAUCCUUGCGAGAGAGCUAAACGUCAUUAUGCAACACUGUCACAAAGUUGUGCGCUGGGCCCUGGAAAUAUUUUGUCAACCAGAAGUACAGGAACAAAGUUAGAAUUUAAUAGUGUGUAUUUCGACAGAAUUGUGUUUUUAGAAGUGGAUACGAAGCAGUUGACCUUCCCAAAUGAAACUCUACAUACUGUAUUUUCUAUAAGACAGGUAACGUCGUUUGAGCCAAUUUAUUCGUAUGGAGACAUGGUAAAUGUUACAUUGAAUAACACUGCUUUGAAAACAGAUAGAAGCAUAGUUCUUAGGCUUCCUCUUCAACUUUCACUGACUAACAUCAAACGAGUCGAAGUGACAGCAACGGCCUAUCUAAAAAGCCUUUCUUUGGGAGCAACAACAGCCACAACAAUAACAACAACUGCCACCUUACCGUCGGUAAUAUCAACAGCUUCUUCUAACAUGACAGGUGCCAGGGCAAGGAAGAGAAGACUAGCUUUGUCUGGAGAGACUGUAACAUCGUCAACAAAAUUUCAACAGCGUAGUAUAAUUUUGAAUGGAGCCGGUGUGAGGCUGUACGUGCAGAGUUUGAAAGACAGCUGCGGCUCCUUGCAUUGUGUCCAAUUGUAUCGGGCGUGGGACAAUGCUGCAAAAGAGAGCAAGGUGGAUUCAUGCAAAGCAGAUCAAUUGCAGCUGCAUCAUUUAUACAAGAUUUGUUUAAAUCCUCCGGUUUUCCAAUCUCAUCCACAAAACUUGAGCUUAAAUUUUUCGUCGCUGAUCUCAUUGUCAUGCAGCUUCCGCAACUACACCAAUGUCACAUUCCAGUGGGUGAAAGAUGGACAGCUGUUUAGGCCACCAUCUUUGCCAUCAUCUUUACCUGUUAGAGAGUUGUCAUUUGCUGAGCAGACGAUUUCGCAGACAUCUAUUGUUAGUAAAGCCGAGAACCUUCGGUUUGCUGGAUCGAAUCCUGAGUUUCAAGGAUAUUACUCCUGUAGAGUCACGGAUGGAUUAAACCAUACAGUUGAAUCAAAGCCUUCUUUGAUACACUUCAGUGAUAUUUCAUCGACAAGAAUGACAUUGAAAUUAAAACGGACUUUCACCGAUUCAUUGAAAAACGCGAAGUCAGACGAUUAUGCCCAGCUUUCAGGUUCCGUUCAACGAGCACUCCAUGCACUAUUCGACAAAAGCGGGAUGCACAAGGAAAGACGAAUUGUAAUCAAAGGUUUUCGACCCGGAAGCGUAAUAGUGGACACAAACGUGUAUUUCAUGAAUGUCACAAAGACGAGCAGAGGAGAUCUAUGCCCACAGCUUCAGAAUUUCACUUCAGGUGGUGUCAGCUCCGGUUUAGAGAUAUCGUCAAUCGAGCCUGUAUCUUAUGAUUGCUGCUACGCAAGCCCGACUGGAGAAGUAAACAUCAAAGGGGUAAUUUAUUGGAAUACAACUAUUGCAAAUGAAUUUGAUAACAAAGGAUGUCCGUAUCCAUUUCCUACGUCAUCAGGAAACGUAACUGCUCAUGGGCAUGCAUGGAGAUUUUGUUUACCAAACUUUCGCACUGGUGCUGAAUGGGAGAUGCCUAACACAACUGACUGUGCCUACAAGACACUAACUACUUUUAAACUGGAGAAUAUUUCAAGAAUAAACAUUACAGAUGGCAAUGCUGAAGCUGUUUCAUGGGAGCUAAAUUCACUCACAGACUCAAACAAUGACAUCACAAAUCGCCUUGAUGUCAAGUUUACUGCUGACACGAUUCAUAACUUGGUUUUCAGUAAAAAACAAUUACCUAAGAUUACGAAUAACAUUGUCAAUGCAACAAGCAACAUGAUGGACUUCAAUAAAACAUACGUUGUCGAAUCGCAGCUGCAAUAUAAGUCUUCCUCUCGAGUGCUCGAUUCUUUGGAAAAUCUUGCAAACGAUAUUCCAGUUACAAGCAACGCUUCUGUUCGUGCUGUAAGCAAAAACAUUGCAUUGACAGUGCAACUCAUCUCCCAGCUCAAAACUGACGUGAUAAUCAAUGCUGGGCGUAGUCGUGUGUCUAAGUACAAUGAGGUGAACAUACAGAGAGACAGGGCUAAAGGUUCAUAUAUUGUGACGUCAGCCGAGAUCGUCCUACCCAAAGCAAUGUUACAGAAGGCAGCAAUAUUGAAACCGGGAGUCAACAAACGCGUUUACAGCUUCUUGUACGACAAUGAUAUUUUGUUUCUAUCUAAAGCAUCGCUCCAGGCCCUUGGUCAGAAGAACUUAACUAGAAAAGUAAACAGCCGCGUUCUCUCAGCCUCUAUUGGAAAUAUAAAGUUAAGAAACCUUAGCUAUGAUGAAGAAAUGAGAGGUCUGUUUACGCCUCUCUCGGGUCAGACUGGCAAGACUGUUUGCGUAUUCUGGGAUGCGAAAUUUCAAGAUGGAUUUGGUGCCUGGUCUCCUAAUGGCUGCAGGCAUGAUGGAGUUGAGAAUUCUAUGGACAAGUGUCGUUGCAAUCACCUUACAAAUUUUGCCAUCCUUCUCGAUGUCACUGGGAAAGGCACUCCAAGUGAAGCAGCCCUCGCCCUCAGCAUCAUCUCCUACAUUGGCUGUGCAAUUUCCUUGGUCUUCUUGCUGAUUACAUUUGUAACAUUCGCCAUUUUCAAGAAACUUCGUUCAAAGAGACCCCCGAGGAUUCUAAUGUGUCUUUGUGUGGCCCUGAUGCUUACUUUGAUCAUUUUCUUGGCUGGAAUAUCGGCUAAAGAUCUAAAAGGCUGUCAGACAGUCGCUCUCCUUAUUCACUUCUUUGUUUUGGCAUCAUUCAUGUGGAUGGCAGUGGAGGGUUUUAAUCUUUAUCUCAGCUUUGUAAAAAUUGUUCCCAGCAGCAUACCUUAUUUCAUCGUGAAGGCAAGCCUAUUUGCAUGGGGACUACCAUUAGCAAUAGUGGUGAUUACUGCUGGGAGUACGAAACUAGAUGCGUACGGAAAGAAGAAUGGGGACGAGUGGCUGUGUAUGGUGACUGGAACUGCGUUUUACGCCAGCUACCUGGCUCCAAUAAUCUUGAUUGUUGUUGGUAACCUCGUUGUGAUGGUAUUCCUAAUCAAGUCACUUCGCGCCAGCUCACGUGUUAGCAAGGAUCGGAAAAUGACCGACAUUGCAAUGGCGCGAAUAAUCGCUGCUUGCUCCGUGCUUAUGGGCAGUACGUGGAUUAUAGGCUUGUUUGCUGUGGAUGUGCUAACAAUUCCAAUUCAAAUCAUAUUUUGCAUUUUAAACUCCCUGCAAGGCUUCUUCAUUUUCAUUUUCUAUUGUCUGCGCAACAAAGAUGCCCGCAAUGAAUGGAGAAAUGUUUUUGGAUGUCGUUCCAAGGACGAUGCAAAAUCAAGUUCAACUGGUGGAUAUCAAAAACAAAAGACUCCCGUUUCAACAGCUUCUAUUGAUUCGCGUAAAGGAUUGGUCGCUAAAACUGGUCAUUAUGAGUUAAGAGAGAGGGAUAUCAAAAGCGAUACUAUGACGACAUCUGUACGAGAUAGCGUUGCUGAUGAAAAAUCGGCGACAUUGAAAAGCUUUGCACCGGCCUUGAAUGGCAAUAACGAAGACAAAAACCUUCAAGAAACAGAUUCGCAAUGUGUACAAAUGAAUUUUGAUAUUGAGCCUGUUGAAAUAACAAUUCAUCUAGAACCUCCAAAGUAAACGCAUGGUAAUUGGUCAUACAUUGGGCUUCCUAUUCUAAACUUUUAAGAUAUUUAAACAUGUACGAAUUUCAAUUUUAGUAUCGAUAAUCGCAAAAUGAACACACAAUUAUUUUGGUUCGGAUAAUUUUCUUUCGGUUUUGUAAAGAGGAUUUGUUUGAAAUCUGUACCAAAAUGUAUGCAAAUCCCAAAAUUAUUUUAAAGUCUAUUCAAAACUUUCAAAAUAUCCAGGUAUGAAAAAUCUAUUUCAAAUCAUAUCUUCCGAGAAAACGGCAGUCAUACUGAAUAAUUCACUUCAUUUUAGGGAUGAUUAAAGGCAUGAAAGUAUAUAGUUACGGAUUAUUUUUGCAACAUUUUAUCGAACCGCUUUUAGGUACAGAGUUUGCAUACCAGCAUGGUCAGGAUAAAUUGUUUUCAGCGCCUAAGUAACAUUGGCAGAAAAAACGGAUUUGAUCAACGUCUUGUAUUAUAGCAACCGAAAAUAAGAUAUUUAAAUCCCGUCUCCAAAGACAUUUAAAGUAAAGAAAGCGAAAACCCUCUUUGAGUUUAAGUGUCACUCAAACACUUCGUCUUUGGGAUAAAGUGUCACUUAUAUCUUUACGUAAAUAAAGUAGUACGUUAAGAAAAUUGAUGUCAGUUAUUCUAAAUUCAAUGGCAAAAUCAAAGCUAUUUUGGAAAUGCCCAGUCCCUUGGAAAAGCUAAGUACCUUGAACCGGUCCAGUUUUUAGAAACUAUAGGCUGAUCUUUUAGUGAUUGUUUACUUUCAUACAGCUUUUCAAGUUAAUCUUAGGUACAAGCACACAAAUUCAUUCAUAAACUUGUACAACGUAUAUAGUUAUUUAUGCUGUAGAAAUCCAAUCAAGUAAGCCAUUUGGCAUCGUCCAGUUUCGUUAUUAAUUGAAACUGAAUUUAUUCGCUGAUUUAUUCGAUAUUUUGGAGAUUUGAGAAUUUGAAACGUGUAGGAUGGUCCUCCUAAUGUCAUAAUCUUAAUGCAUUAGAAGCAAUUUUGAAAGCUACAUGAAAUCUACAGCC
Rhopilema esculentum is the source of this 8217-nucleotide messenger RNA. RefSeq lists its product as uncharacterized. Gene Ontology annotation, cellular component: membrane. Gene Ontology annotation, molecular function: G protein-coupled receptor activity. The record is from RefSeq and is a predicted model, not a curated record. Gene Ontology annotation, biological process: G protein-coupled receptor signaling pathway; cell surface receptor signaling pathway. NCBI's taxonomy places the organism in Eukaryota, Metazoa, Cnidaria, Scyphozoa, Rhizostomeae, Rhizostomatidae.